GUAUUUUUAAAAAUAUAAAAAGAUUUUUUUUUUUUUUUUGAUUUUUAAUAUUAAUAUACAAUUUAAAAAAAAAAAAAAUGAAAACUAAUAAAAUAAUUAAAAAAAUUGCGCAAUAUGAAUAUUACAAAAAGAAAAUGAAAAAUAAAGAUUUAAAAAAAAAAAAAAUUCAAAAAAACAACAACAACAACAACAACGAUGUUUUAUCCAAGUUUUUAAACGAAAAAAAUAUUCAAACACUCCAUGAUGAUUUUACAAAUAAUAAUAAUAUCUCAAAUAAUAAUAAUAAUAAUAAUAACUAUUAUCAAACAAAUGAAUUUUUAACGAACAAUACCCAAAACGACUGUUUUAACUUUGAUAUUUAUAAUAUCACUGGCCAGAGUACAUCUAUAGAUCAUUUCGAUUUCGAAAAAUUAUAUUCUUCUUUUAUUAAUAAUAAUAAUAAUAAAAUACAAUACAAUAUUUAAAAAUUAAAAUUUUUCUUUAUUUUUUUCUUUAUUUUUUUUCUUUAUAAUCCCAAUUCCAUAAAAUAUUAUUAGCUUUAUGAUUUCUUUUUAUCUUAAAAUAAAAAAACUGUUGAUAUAAAAAUCCACAAAUACUUAAUAGAUUUAUAAUGACCAAAUCUAAUAAAGUUUUUUUAAAAGUUAUUUGAUGUGCUAAUAUUAAAAAUAAAAUAUUUGAUGAAACUAGUAUGAAGUAUGGAAUAAGAAAGAGAGUAAAAGCUUUUUUAAAAAAACUUAGUAAAAUUAAAGAAAUUAAUAAAAAUAUUAAAAUUGAUAAAACUAAGAAAAAGAAAAUUAAUCUGUUAUUUUUGCCGAUGACAAAAGAACUGAUGAACCCUAAAAAAAAUUUAAUAAAAAAAACUAUGAAAUUUUUUAUGUUAUUAUAGGUUCUUUUUUUUAAAAAAUAAAAAAUAAGUAUACUAAAUAAUAACAAAACAACUAAACCAAAAAUAUAUUUUAAAAUAUUAUUUAAAAAAACAAAUAAAAAGCCAAGGAAAAAAAAAGAAAAAAUAGUAAUUAAUUCCAAACUAUGUUUCUGGACCAAUUGUUUGUUUUCUCUAAAAAAAAAAAAAAAAAAAUAUUAAUUUUAGAUAUUUUUUUUAAUGAUAAUAUUGUUAAAAUAAUACAUUUCAUGAUUAUUUAGAAUCACAUCUCCUAUAACUCCCAUUU
This is a messenger RNA of Dictyostelium purpureum, 1169 nucleotides long. RefSeq lists its product as uncharacterized. The coding region runs from base 78 to 464 and encodes 128 amino acids. The transcript is spliced from 2 exons. The record is from RefSeq and is a predicted model, not a curated record. Lineage: Eukaryota; Evosea; Eumycetozoa; Dictyosteliales; Dictyosteliaceae.